Molecule: messenger RNA, 2677 nt
Organism: Asparagus officinalis (garden asparagus)
Lineage: Eukaryota; Viridiplantae; Streptophyta; Magnoliopsida; Asparagales; Asparagaceae
Product: pentatricopeptide repeat-containing protein At3g26782, mitochondrial-like
Exons: 1
Coding region: 238-2178 (646 amino acids)
Biological process (GO): RNA modification
Molecular function (GO): RNA binding; zinc ion binding; protein binding
Source: RefSeq, a predicted model, not a curated record
AUCAUCUUUUAGGCCUCUUGUCAAAUAUUAUGUUAUCAGAUUCUUAAUGGAGUUUAGGAGUUGCCGCAUGAUACUACCACCUUAUCGUUCAUAUCAAAUAUUAUUUGAGUAAAUUAUUUCAUCUUUAGAAGCCAACUUCUUCAUAUACUUUCUCCUUAAUUAGGCCUACUAAUAUACUAGUUGUAUACCAAACCCAAUUUUCCCAACUAGGGGGCUAUAUCACACUCAUUAAUCAUUAUGGGUGUAGAUUUGAUUGAGCUCAGCCACCACCUCAUUCAGUCCUCUCCCUCCCUUUCCUCAUUCAAACCUCUCCAAGCCUCCCUCUUGCGCCGCAAUGCCUCCACGUCCGUCUUCAACUCCAUCAUCCUCCUCCUCUCCUCUUCAAACCUCCAUUCUCUCUCCCUCUCCCUCUACUCUCUCAUGCUCUCCUCCUCCAUCGCCGUCCCCGACCGCUUCACCUUCCCUCCCCUCCUCAAAUCCUGCUCCCAACUCUGCAAUUUCCCCCUCGGCCUCUCUCUCCACCGUCACGCUUCACAUCUCAACCUCGAUUCCGACCUGUUCAUCACUAACUCACUCAUCUCCUUCUACUCAAAAUGUGGCCAUUUGGACGCUGCCCAACUCCUGUUCGAUCAAAUGCCUCAGAGGAUGAGAAAUGUUGUCUCUUGGACAGCUAUCAUCGGUGCCCACGCCCAUAAUGGAAAACCUGGGAUGUCGCUGUCCCUUUUUCGGAGAAUGGUGGACGUUGGGAUUAGACCCAACAGACCCACUUUCUUGAAUGUGAUGGGUUGUGUCUCGGAGGCUAGGGAGGCCGAUGAAUUGAGGGAAAUGGUGAGAAGGGAGAGGCUCGAUGACGAUGUUUGUGUUAAGAAUGCGAUGAUAGGGAUGUAUUCUAGGUGUGGGAGGGUGGGGUUUGCGAGGAGGGUCUUUGAUGGGAUGGUGGAGAAGGAUUUGGUGUCAUGGAGUUCGAUGAUUGAGGGGUAUGGGAGGGCCGAUUUGUAUUUUGAAGCGUUGGAGGUUUUUAAGGAGAUGAGGGUUAGCGGGAUCGUUAUCGACUAUGUGGCUUUACUUGGUUUGAUCAGGGCUUGUGCAAAUUCGACUCUGGGGGCACUUAGGCAGGCUCAGUUCAUUCAUGGGGUUGUGGUUAGGAGCUUUCUUGAGAAGAACAUUAUGGUGGGUACGGCUCUUGUUGAUCUCUAUGUGAAGAGAGGGAGGCUGAGGACUGCUCGAAGAUUGUUUGAUAGGAUGAAGGACAGGAACUUGAUUUCAUGGAGCACAAUGAUCUCAGGUUAUGGAAUGCAUGGAUUUGGAAAGGAUGCUCUUGAGCUCUUUGAUCAAAUGAAAAGUCUAAUAAGACCCGAUCACAUUGUAUUUGUUGCUGUUCUUUCAGCCUGUAGCCAUUCGGGCUUGAUCAAUGAAGGGUGGGAAUGCUUUAAUUCAAUGGAGAAAGAGUUUGGAAUAGUUCCUAGAGCAGAGCAUUAUGCUUGUAUGGUCGAUCUCUUGGGGAGAGGAGGAAAGCUUAUAGAAGCUCGUAAUUUUAUAGAAAGAAUGCCGAUACAACCAGACUCGAGUGUUUGGGGUGCAUUGCUUGGAGCUUGUAGAAUGCAUCCAGAUGUAGAGAUUGCAGAAUUAGCAGCAAGAUCUCUUUUUGAGCUUGAUGCCAAGAACUCGGGACGCUACAUUCUCUUGUCGAAUGUUUACACGUCUUUGGGCAAGAUUGAAGAGGCCAAUAGAAUUCGAUCAUUGAUGAAAAGGAAAGGAGUAAAGAAAACAUCUGGUUUCAGUGUUGUAGAGGUGGAAAACAAGGUCUACAAGUUCUUAGUUGGGGAUGAGUCGAAUCCUCAAUCUGAUGUGAUUUAUAAAGAGCUUGAGAUGUUAACGGCUAGGAUUAAAGCAGCAGGGUAUGUGCCAAAUACUAACUUUGCGUUGCAUGAUGUGGAAGAGGAGGCGAAGGAGAGCUCAUUAUAUGUUCACAGUGAGAAGCUUGCAAUUGUGUUUGGGCUUAUGAACUCUGAACCUGAGAGUGAGAUUAGGAUUCAUAAGAAUCUGAGGGUUUGUGGAGAUUGCCACACUGCUACCAAGUUCAUCUCUAAAGUCACGGGGAGGGAAAUAGUGGUAAGAGACUCUUACAGGUUUCACCAUUUCAGUGAUGGUGAGUGUUCUUGUGGGGAUUAUUGGUGAUUACUGAUUGCUAUGAGAAAAGCUUAUCAGGUUAAAUUGGCAUUAUUGGUGACCCUGCCCAUUUUCAGCAGCAUUACUGAGCUCUGAGUUAAAAAUAAGAGGGGCGUCUCCCAGCAUAAGUCCUGCUGGUAAUCCUAAUUAAUGGGCCGUGAUCUCUCCAUCUCGGUGCUACAAAAUAAAAUCAUAACAUUUAAUCCUCAUCGAAACUUCACAGGUUUGUGCAAUUAUAGGGUGCUUUGACACUAAGAACGUAGGAUUGGAAAUUCUUUUCCUACCUGAGAUAUUUUGCACAACGAUCUGAGUUGAGUUUUACCUCUGAUAGAUUGCACACUACUUCUGCCCUUGCUCAUGGAGAACUGUAAAAUUUGAUUGUUUAGGAAAGAAGGCAGAUUGCGUUAUGAGCACGGUUGGGCUUAAUCUUACUGUUGCUGCGCUCAUCACUUGAAUUGUGAAAUUCAUUUUAUGACUGGUAUGGAUCCUUAAAAUAAUUUUUUUAUUA